Messenger RNA from Aspergillus nidulans FGSC A4, 2230 nucleotides. RefSeq names its product protein HookA. The coding region runs from base 125 to 2041 and encodes 638 amino acids. The transcript has 3 exons. Lineage: Eukaryota; Fungi; Ascomycota; Eurotiomycetes; Eurotiales; Aspergillaceae. The record is from RefSeq and is a predicted model, not a curated record.
CCCUAUCUUCCUGCUUUCAGGACGCAGUCAACUCAGCGAUUACUUGGACAUAUCCCCGCUCGACGCCCGAACAUUCUUGGUCGCCUGCUUUUCCUUCCCCUCGCCGCCCCUGCGCCCGCUCAAGAUGGAGUCGGAGCGUACCGUCAGCCAUUCCGAAGCGUUGCUGGCAUGGGUUAACAGCUUCGAUCUCGUGGGUGAACCAAAGCAAAUAGCCGAAUUAUCAGAUGGAAGGAUAAUCUGGGAUAUUCUACACGACAUUGACCCAGAACGCUUCCCCGACGUCACGGAUCCUAAGAAGUCCAACUUGGAGAACCUGGUCACGAUACACGGACGACUACAAUAUAACAUUCUGGAUUUACGAAAGUCGGAGGGCUGGCCCCGAGGGCUGGAUCCAGAACCAAAUCUGAUUGAGUUCGCCGAAAACAACUCGGCUAGGGACGCGGAGAAGCUGCUGAAGCUUGUCUUCUUCGCUGCCACAAUCACCGCCAAGGGAAACACUGCGAGUUACGAGACAUACGGCGAUGCCAUUCAGAAACUUGAUAGUCCGAUUCAGGAGAGUCUCCAGGAUUUUCUUGAAAAUGUGGAGGAAGGCCAGUACGAGCUGGACGACUUGGCGCGUGAAUCACGGGAAUCGCAGCUGGUGAAGACGAUCGAGGAACUUAAGCAGGAAAAUACCGUGCUCCGUGAGAAAUACGUAAAGACGGAACAGCGCGUGCUUGAGUUAGAAUAUGCUGAGGAAAACUACAAGUCGGAACUGGAGUUCAUGAAAGAGCGCAUCGAGGUUUUGAAAUCUGGCAAGGGCGAGUUUGGGUUUAGCAAACGAGACCUCGACCAGAAGACCGAGGAGAUUGCAGCACUUGAGGAGCAGCUCUUCAUAGCUUCGGAACAGAACGGCAAGCUAUCGAGCCGAAUUGAUGAACUACUCCGCGAGGCAAAGGAUUAUCAAGCUGUGCGCGAUAAGCUUGACAUCGAGAAGAAUAACUAUGCCAAUGCGAAUCGCAAUGCUAAAUUUGCGGCCGAGCAGAAAUCGAAGGAAAUCGAGAUGUUGCAGACUAAGAACCAAAACCUUGAGGCUGAGAAAAAGGAGCUCAAGAAGCAAGUGUUGGAGUACGAUGUGCAAGUACAGAGACUCAAUGACCAAUUAAGGGAGAGCAAUAAUGCCCUUGCUCGAUCCGAACGAGAGGCCCGCGAGAUGUCCAUCACAAAGGGCAACGUCGACCUGGAUAACGAAGAGCUCCGGAGGAGACUGGAGGGUGCUGAAAAAGAGAUUCAUGAUUUGAAGGGGAGGAUUGGUGAGCUGGAAGGAAUAGACGACGAAUACUCGGGUACUCCUCGUAGCCGGACUCCUACAACGGGUGUGUUGACACCGGGUAUUCAAGGAAACCUACAAAAGGAUUUGGAAGCUGCUGGGUUUGAGGAAUCCACACUGUCUAUUGGCGAGGAAGAGCAUACAGAUUUCACCAGCAGGGUUGAGGAAGGCCCAGGGGAAGAACUGAACAAGGAAAACGACGAGCAGCAGCUGGCGAUGAAGGAAGAAGACAAGGCUAAACUUCUCCAAGAGAUGCUCAAACCGCUCGAAGAGGCAAAGGAACAGCUCGCGCAGUUCAUCUCUCAACAGACAGGUGCAGGGUCAGAGGCCAUCCAGCAGUCUCUUGAAGAGCUCACAAAGCAGAUUUCAGACUUAAUCGAGAAGGACCAUGAAAGACUAGCUCAGCGUGCACAGUACAUCCACCAACAAAACGAACAAAUCAAAGUAUUGCGAGAACGAAUCAGUGAGCUCGAGACGGUUGUUGAAGAAGCCAACGCUGCUGAACGUGAGGAAGACACCGUCAGCAAAGAGCGCGAGCGCGCCCUCGAGAAACAGCUCGAUGCCCUAACCCGGGAACUCGCCCUCAUGAGUUCAGCCUGGUACGAGCUACAAAGCAAGCUACAUAGCACGAAUAAUGUUCCUACCUCGCGGUAUCGCCAUGGCUCCGCCGGACUAGUGGACGCUCAGAAGAGUUGGCUUGCUAGACAAAGAAGUGCCGUUGCUGGUCCAUGAUAGCUCCUGCAGCCCCUCUCUUCUUUGCCUUCAUACUUUACCUUUGCCUGCUGUGUAACAUACAUACCCCCGUGUUUUGCGUAUUCUGGCGCUGUCACUUUUGAUAGCGCGAUUCUUUCCAUUACCGGUACAUAGGUCGCCCAUAAACGGAUAUACCAUAGUGUGAAUAGAAUAUAGAGGAUAUUGUUU